Molecule: messenger RNA, 837 nt
Organism: Leptopilina heterotoma
Lineage: Eukaryota; Metazoa; Arthropoda; Insecta; Hymenoptera; Figitidae
Exons: 1
Coding region: 1-837 (278 amino acids)
Source: RefSeq, a predicted model, not a curated record
AUGACAAGUGGUGUAACGAGCAACGAAUCGAUCGAAAGAAUCGCGUUAAAAAUGCCAGUAUUCAUGCCUGAAGAUCCCGAGUUAUGGUUUUUGUUGCUCGAGAGUAGUUUUGAUGCAGCUGGCAUCACUCAAGAUGCAACGAAAUUCGGUCACGCGCUUAGUGCCUUAGACCCGCGAUAUACCGUGGAAAUUCGUGACGUUUUGCUCAAACCAAAACCCGAACGAACUUUCGAGCUUCUCAAAUCAGAACUGAUCAAGCGCAUGGGUACUUCUCAGGAACAAAAUACUCGCCGUCUCCUAGAAAACGAACCGCUCGGUGACAGAAAACCAACGCAAUUUUUACGUCAUCUCCGCAACCUGGCAGGAAAUAAGUUUCCCGAGGAUGUCCUGCAGACUCUCUGGCUCGGGCGCUUGCCGAAACAUAUGCAAGCCAUGCUUGCCGCACACAGAGAUCUUCCCCUGGACAAACGUGCUGACAUCGCGGACUCUGUCGCGGACGCUUACGGGAGCUUGUGUAACGUCGCGGAAACGCACACGGGUGCAAGUGUGACAGCCUCGAGUGCCGCUGCUAAUCCGUUUGAGGCCCGGUUUGCCGGACUAGAACAGACUCUCGCGCUUGUGUUGCAAAAAUUUGCCUCCCUUGAAGUGAACCAAGUGUCUCGAGGUCGAGACCACUCUCACUCAAGGUCACGGUUUAGGUCUCGAUCACACUCUCGAAACCGACGACAGCAGUCCAGGGACAUGUGCUGGUACCAUUGGAAGUUCGGUAGUGAUGCUAGGAAAUGUGAAAAACCGUGUAAAUUCGAGAGUGCGGAAAACGCUGCGGGAAGUCGUUAA